Nothobranchius furzeri (turquoise killifish) is the source of this 1833-nucleotide messenger RNA. RefSeq names its product alpha-1,3-galactosyltransferase 2. Gene Ontology annotation, cellular component: vesicle; membrane; Golgi apparatus. Gene Ontology annotation, molecular function: hexosyltransferase activity. The record is from RefSeq and is a predicted model, not a curated record. Gene Ontology annotation, biological process: carbohydrate metabolic process. Lineage: Eukaryota; Metazoa; Chordata; Actinopteri; Cyprinodontiformes; Nothobranchiidae.
GCUGAACAGGUGAAUCAAACACUGAAUUAGGUGUGUUGGAGCAGAAGAAAAAGGAAAACCUGCCGGAUACCAGCUCUCCAGAACCAGGAAUGUGCCAGACAGUCGAGUUUUUCCGAAUGAAAGGUUCAGGACGUCGUAUUUUCAGUGAUAACGAGAACAGACGGAGGACCUAAGAGGUCUGAGAGACUCUGAUAAGGAGUCAAGUUCAGACAGCGGCGUUCACUGCUUGUGUCCCCGAAGAGCUUUGGAGGUUUCCAUCACCUGACAACUUGGAAGGAUCUUCGUUGGUUUCCAGUAAGGAAUCCCUCUCCACUAGAAGACCUCCACGACUGUCUUUGUUGUAGACAAGAUCUGGAUACUGCAAGAUGAAAACUUCCCACAGAGACAUGCAGAGGCUACCUAUAUUCAAGUAUAUAUUCAGCAUUCUCAUCGUUUUGUGCGUCGUUUGCUUUGCACUUCAGUCUGUUCGGCUCUUUAUGCUCCUACCGAUGGCAAAGUGUUGUUUGGAAAGUACAAAGAUGCUGACCGAGAAUGACGCCGCUGACACCGCUCUCAAUCUUCAGUCCCGGCCUGAUGUGCAGACUUGCACAUCCUGGAGAGCUCCCAUCAUUUGGGAAGGGAUGUUUGACCCCGAUCUUUACGACCAGAUCCACAGAAAACAAGGAUCUUCCGUGGCAUUAACUGUGUUUGCAAUUGGCAGGUACUUGGAUGCUUACCUGGAGGCCUUCCUGAAUUCAUCAGAACAUCACUUCAUGUUGGGUUUACCGGUGUCGUAUUACGUGUUUACAGACACACCUGAGAAAGUCAAGAGCAUCAAACUCGGCCCUCAGCGAAGUCUUAGAGUGAUCCAAGUGCAGAGACACACCAGGUGGCAGGACAUCUCUAUGAUGCGAAUGAAGACCAUUUCAGACACCAUAGAGUCAGAUAUUCGGCACCACUGCACACACGUCUUCUGUUUUGAUGUGGAUCAGGUGUUUACUGGGAGAUUUGGGCCUGAAGCUCUGGGAGAUUCUGUUGCUCAGCUUCACGCCCACUACUAUCGCCUUCCAAAGAAGCUGUUCACCUACGAUCGUAACCCAAAGUCCCAGGCGUUCAUAGAAACCGGGGACUUUUACUACCACGCUGCUGUCUUUGGAGGAUCCUGGAAGGACGUGAAGGCCUUGACUGAGGCGUGUUAUAAAAGCAUCAUGGAGGACAAACAAAACAACGUGGAGGCUUUGUGGCACGACGAGAGUCAUCUAAACAAAUACUUCUGGAUUCACAAACCGAGCAGGAUUCUUUCUCCAGAGUACUGCUGGGACACCAGCAUCAGAAACAGGACUGACAUACGGGUCUUCAGACUCCUGUGGGCACCAAAGCACUAUAAUAAGCUGCGCACAUGAGCUCUGGAUCACAGGGUUGCAAUAGUGAAUUUUGGUGAAUUUUAGAUUCCUAGAUUACUUUUUGCUGCCAAAAACAUUAUCAGCAUCAGUUGUAUUUCAUUUGUUUUUAUUUUAUUUAAUUCAGCAUCAGUUUAAUUUAAUUUGUUUUAAUUUUAUUUAAUUCAGCAUCAGAUUUAUUUCAUUCAAAUACUGUUUUUUUUCUUUUGUUUUAGAGUAUUUCAAAGGUUUAAUAUUUGAAAAAGUUUGGAAGGUUUGAUAUUACAAAAAUAAAUGUAAACAUUUCAUGAUGUAAUCAGUGUAACAAUUUAACAUUGUAAUAUGUGCUUUUUAUAUUUGUAAAUUUUGCACUCAUAAAUAACAAUUGUUUUGUUUUUUGCAUGCACCAGUGCCUGAGAGGAAUCUAAAUUCAUUAAAUUGUGCUUUGAAAAUAGCCUGAAUAAAAUUAACUUAA